AUGGCAAACGUCUAUGCCAAAACCCCAUUUAUUGUUGGCGGUCAGAACACUAGAAUUGAAAACUAUCCCUCGCUAGUUCAAGUGGAAUAUUACUUGGGCUGGGGCUUCUGGAACCAGGAGUGUGGAGCCAGUAUACUGACUACUUACUGGGUACUGUCUGCUGCUCACUGCUUCGAGGGUUGGACUUACAGCCGCCAAAACACACGUAUUCGGGCAGGUGCUACCAACCGUCACACUGGAGGGAGUGUUCACAAUAUCGACUUCGAACGUAACCACCCUGAAUAUGGAAGAGCUUCCACCUUUGACGCUGAUAUUAGCGUCAUCAAGCUACGCACUCCUCUAGUAUACUCAGCUACUGUUCAAAGAUCAACUAUUGUCUCACAAGGCUUUGUUUUACCAGAUAACCAGGCUGUAGUGCACGCUGGAUGGGGAGCUACUAGUUUAAACGGCGAGCCAUCCGUGGUCCUCCAGGACGUUACCAUCUAUGUGAUUAACAGAAACCUUUGCGCUCAACGCUAUGGUGGUAACACCAUUACUGCCAACAUGAUCUGUGCUGGUAUCCUGAACGUUGGUGGUCGUGACGCUUGCCAAGGAGACUCUGGUGGUCCCUUGUACGCAGGCAAUGUUGUCGUUGGUGUUGUUUCCUUUGGAAAUGGUUGCGCUGACGCUUACUACCCCGGUGUCAGCACACAAGUUUCAUCGUAUACUAACUGGAUUGUGGCUAACGCUCCAUCUUCCCAAGCUAAAAGUCAAUUUAUCGUCGGAGGACAAGAAACCACCAUCGAAAAAUAUCCGUCUCUAGUACAAAUAGAGUUCUAUUUCCCUUGGCUCGGAGUUUGGGAUCAGCAAUGCGGUGGAAAUAUUCUAACAUCUUAUUGGCUUCUUACUGCUGCGCACUGCUUUAAUGAAUGGUGGUAUAACCCUAAGAACACCCGUAUAAGAGCUGGUUCCUCUUACCGUCAUACUGCUGGAAGUGUGCACUACGUAGACUUUGAACGCAAUCAUCCAGACUAUGGAAAACUUUCAAGCUAUGACGCCGAUAUUGCUGUUUUUAAACUGCUCACCCCUCUCGUCUACUCACCAUCUAUACAGAGAGGAGUUAUUGUCAGCAGGGGUUUUGUUUUACCCGACAAUUUCCCUGUAGUUCACGCUGGAUGGGGCACCAUUCAUUACAACGGGCCAUCAUCUCACGUACUUCAAGAUGUUACAAUUAACGUGGUGAACAGAGAUGUGUGUGCUUCGCGUUAUAGACCAAAUACAAUCACAGAGAACAUGAUCUGUGCUGGUGUCCUCGACGUGGGUGGUCGUGAUGCUUGCCAAGGGGACUCCGGUGGACCGAUGUAUGCUGAUGACGUCAUAGUUGGCAUCGUCUCCUUUGGAAUGGGAUGUGCUGAUCCAAGAUACCCUGGUGUCAGUGCUUCUGUUGCAUCUUACACUGAUUGGAUUAUUGAAAAUGCACAAUAA
Molecule: messenger RNA, 1464 nt
Organism: Colias croceus (clouded yellow)
Lineage: Eukaryota; Metazoa; Arthropoda; Insecta; Lepidoptera; Pieridae
Product: brain-specific serine protease 4-like
Exons: 7
Coding region: 1-1464 (487 amino acids)
Biological process (GO): proteolysis
Molecular function (GO): serine-type endopeptidase activity
Source: RefSeq, a predicted model, not a curated record